AUGUCUGCUUCAACCGCCUGGCUCCCCCCUGGGCCACCACAGCGCGUCACCGUGGUGCCCCGCUACCCCCCGGUCGUCGGUAUGAACCUCAUGUUCGGUCUCCCUCGCAACCUAGAGGACGGCGGGGCCGAGUGGAUGGCUCUGAUCAAUACGCCAGCCUUCACGUGCGACCUGGGCACUUUGUCCGACGCUGCGUACGACGCGGCCAGCAUCCAGGGUAAGGACGACAUCACCGGCAAGCGCCAGGCCGUCAACAGCCUCGUCGUGUCCCUCGGCCAGGUCCUGUGGGUCAUUGGCUCGAGUGACAUCACCGAGCCCAACUGGGCCGACCGUUGCUCGGUGAACGACCAGUUGGUACAGGAACUCUGGGAGAAGGCCACCGCCGAACGGGUCAUCAAGCUGUUUGAGGCCAUCGACGACGAAGGCGCGGAAGACUGGCUGUAA
Molecule: messenger RNA, 444 nt
Organism: Apiotrichum porosum
Lineage: Eukaryota; Fungi; Basidiomycota; Tremellomycetes; Trichosporonales; Trichosporonaceae
Exons: 1
Coding region: 1-444 (147 amino acids)
Source: RefSeq, a predicted model, not a curated record